Cryptotermes secundus is the source of this 1787-nucleotide messenger RNA. Its product is annotated as retinal dehydrogenase 2. Gene Ontology annotation, molecular function: aldehyde dehydrogenase (NAD+) activity. The coding region runs from base 81 to 1544 and encodes 487 amino acids. Lineage: Eukaryota; Metazoa; Arthropoda; Insecta; Blattodea; Kalotermitidae. The record is from RefSeq and is a predicted model, not a curated record. The transcript has 12 exons.
CGGAGUGUUUCAGUGUAGCAUCAGUCUGAGGAGUAGAUAGUGGGUACUACGGAAGAACAGUAAUUUCCAGUUGCUGCGUGAUGGCUCUCCCAGAGAUCAAAUAUACCAAGUUGUUCAUCAAUAAUGAAUUUGUGGACUCUGUCUCUGGAAAGACUUUCCCCACUGUGAAUCCAGCAACAGGAAAGAAGAUUGUAGACAUUGCUGAAGGAGACAAGGCUGAUGUAGACAAGGCUGUAGCAGCUGCCAAGGCUGCCUUUAAGAUAGGUUCACCAUGGAGGAAACUGGAUGCUUCCGCACGAGGGGUACUCCUCAACAAGUUGGCAGAUCUUAUGGAACGUGAUGCUAAAACGUUGGCAAUACUGGAGACUCUGGACACUGGCAAACCUCUCACAGGAGCAAAAUUUGAAAUGCUGUUCUGUGCAAAAACAUUGCGCUACUAUGCUGGCUGGUGUGACAAGGUACAUGGCCAGACUAUUCCAGCAGAUGGCGCAGUGUUCUCGUUCACUCGUUUGGAACCAGUGGGCGUUGUUGGACAGAUCAUCCCAUGGAAUGGCCCAGCAGUGAUGGCAAUCUGGAAGCUGGCCUCUGCAAUUGCAACUGGGUGCACUGUUGUUUUGAAGCCUGCAGAACAGACACCCCUUACUGCCCUUUACAUUGCUGCCCUUGUCAAAGAGGCUGGUGUCCCUGAAGGUGUAGUUAAUGUGAUCCCAGGCUAUGGGCCAACAGCAGGUGCAGCCAUCACGGCACACCCAGAUGUCACUAAAGUGGCUUUCACUGGAUCUGUAGAGGUGGGGCGCAUCAUCAUGGCAGAUGCAGCCAAGUCAAAUUUGAAGAAAGUGUCACUGGAACUGGGAGGGAAGAGCCCUCUCGUCAUAUUUAAAGAUGCCGAUGUUGACCAGGCAGUAGAGCUGGCACAUCAAGCUGUGUUUAUCAACCAAGGGCAGGUAUGCUGUGCAGGCUCCAGGACCUUUGUGCAUGAAGAUAUAUAUGAUGAAUUUGUCAAGAAGUCUAUAGAAAGGGCUCAGAGGAGGAAGGUUGGAGACCCUUUUACUGAAUCAACUGAGCAGGGACCCCAGAUUGAUGACGAGAUGUUCAACAAAGUUCUGAAAUUCAUUGAGUCAGGGAAGGCAGAAGGGGCUAAACUGGAAUGUGGAGGAGAACGCUUGGGUGACACUGGGUACUUCAUAAAACCAGCUGUUUUUACGAAUGUCACAGACAACAUGACAAUUGCUAAAGAAGAGAUCUUUGGUCCAGUGCAAUGUGUCCUAAAGUUCAAGACCCUGGAGGAGGCCAUUGAGAGGGCCAAUAAGACAAGCUAUGGGCUAGCAGCUGGGAUUGUUACAAAGGACCUCAACACAGCCCUAGUAUUUGCCCAGUCUGUGCAGGCUGGCACUGUGUGGGUGAACUGCUACAACAUUAUAACUCCUCAGACUCCAUUUGGAGGCUACAAGGAAUCAGGGAUUGGUAGAGAAAUGGGUGAAGAUUCUCUGAAAGAAUACCUACAGAUAAAAACUGUGACUGUCCAAUUGCCAUACAAACUGUGAAGGAACAUGCUGUGACUGGAUGAAAAAAAAAGGCUCACAAUUUUAAGAUGUUUUGAUGUUACUACUGCCAUUAUUGCUUGAUUAUAUCAUUUUGUUUCCCUAAAAAUAGUGUUGUACUUUUAGUUCUUUUGUUAUUUGUAUUAGUUUGGGUUUAUACAAACAAGAAGCUGUCUUAUGGACAAUGUAGCAGGGUUCCUAAAUUUUACAGCCCGCUUAUCCGAGAAUAAAAUUGUUGUUUAAAUC